Molecule: messenger RNA, 4590 nt
Organism: Psylliodes chrysocephalus
Lineage: Eukaryota; Metazoa; Arthropoda; Insecta; Coleoptera; Chrysomelidae
Source: the annotation of a GenBank genome assembly
CUGCCACUGCUGUCAUAAUGACGUCUAGUGUUCAUGUUUUGUAAACUAAUUUUUUGAUUAAAAUUAAUAGUGUAGAAUUAAUGUAAAUACUAACAGAAGAAAGUAAUAAAUAACACUGCACCCUAAUCGCAACCAUAUUUCAUGACCCCUGCUACGAUGGAAUUGCAAGCACAAGAAUAUUUGAAACAAAAAAACUGGGUGCAAGCAAUAGAGCUACUUAACAAACUUUUAACAAAUAAGCAGAAUAGCGUCGAACAGAUCGUGGGCUAUCUCACCGAUAGGGCGGAAUGCUUUUUAGAAUUAAAUAAUCACCAAGCUGUUAUCAUAGAUUCAAAAAAUAUUAUCAAACUUUGUCCUGAUCAAACCAACUAUAAUGUUUGCCUGGCGAGAAAACGACUAAUACAUUCUCUGUAUAUGAUUAAACGUUAUACAGAAGCAGACAUGGCUGCUAGAGACUGGUUGAUUCUCAUUCAAGAAUCUGAUGUUAACAAAGAGAUUAAGGCAGCAUUAGAGGGUUUGUUGGGAAGUUUUAUUAACUGCACUAAUUCUAAACAGAAGACGAUUAAUCUAUUAAAGAUUUUAGAUGCAAAUUUCACCAAUGGUUUCAAUAACUCAGCAAAGUCCGUACCUCCACCGCUGGUCUCCUGCGUCUAUUGUAACGUCACAUUUAACGAUAAGAACGAGUUGCGCGCGCACUGCCAAACCGAAGCACACGAGAUGACGGUAAUGUCAGACGACGGGCGCGAUUGGCGUUGGCGCCCGCCCCCCAGAGGCGUCACCUACGACGCCUACCUACCGUGCGAUAACUGGCGCGAAGCGAGGUGUUGCCGGUACGGGCUACAGUGUGUGCGCGCGCACGGCGAGGAGGAACUUGCCGAAUGGAGGGAGAGGUUUAGAUACAGGGAGAUGCGGAUGCAGCGGGCAAAAGAGAAGGAACUGUUCGGAAAAUCCUACACUGAGGAUAUUCUCGAAAAAUGGGCCCAAUCUUCCAGUCCGAACUCCCUGAUGUGCAGCAAAAUCGAAGAGGUCGAAGACCACUGUAGCUGUCCCCUAUCGGUGACUGUUUCUUCGAAAAACAGUUUGCACGAGUGGACGUUUUUGCUGAAAACCAAAAGGCCGCUGAAGGCGGUGGCCCUGUUGCAGGACACUCACAGAAAUCACUUUUACAUAGCUAAUAUUUUCAUUAAAAAUUGCAAGAUCGAUCUGAAGAACGACCAGGAAUGGAUAUCGCCGCUGUUGAACCAGGAAUCAAUGUUAGCUGUGGAAUAUAGAAUCAAGGUUGUGUUUACUACGGGCAUUUUUGGAACGUUCAGACAGUCCAUAGUAUUCGAUUUUUCCUGCGAACCAGUCCUGGUGAAACACAUGUGCGUAGACGUCGUGCCCGAUCCCGAUUUGGAGAAAAUCAACGAGAUUCGUAAAGAAAUCACUUUGUCUAUAUCGGAACGUUGGACGUUACACAAUUCGGACAUAGUCCCCUUUCAUUCUACGGUAGAAAACGCGAAUCCGAACGAGGAGUGGGAGAAACGCUUGAGAUCGAUGUACCCCUGCCCGCACGCAGAGUCGUUUCUACUGUCGCACGCCACUGUGGCCGAAAAGAAGUUCACCAAGAACAACUACAGAGAGAGAAUGCACGAGUUGCUGUUUAUCGAAGAAAUGGCGAGAUAUGACCUGGUGGCCCAAUACAACCUAACGGCCAAACUCCAAAUCGCUCACAGCUAUAUCUUGUCGCCCAACAGCAUGGCCGCAAGCACGGCCAAAUACUCCACCAACGGCGAGCUAUUCGCGUCUGUAAAUCUAGGCAAGGAACUCUCAGAAGACACCUCGGAAGGCAGAUUGAUCCUCAUGCACUGCAACAGUGUUUAUAUCAGUCUGUCUGAAGAUGCCUCAAGGAAGCGUAGGGUCUAUGAAGCGUGGAUAGAGGACAAGGGGAAGAAUACAAUCUAUUUGAGGUUGAGCGCCAUUACCGUUAAGGAACUAGUAUUGUCGCCGGACGCUGACGUCGAGGUCGACAUACAGUUCCAAUUAAACAGGAUACCGUAUUGCGAAUGGCAUUAUACUUUAGAUAAAAUGACCAAUUUCAAAAUGAUCUUCCCAGAAACUUACUUAGAACCCAGUAUUCCUUGGUCACCCUCGAGACAAUGGUCCAGGACUUUAGACUCUCGGUUGAACAUCAAGCAGAAAGAGGCAAUCAACGCUAUCACCACCCCGUUAUGCAUACAACUGCCUCCGAUACUGGUUAUCGGUCCUUUCGGAACUGGGAAGACUUUUACUUUGGCUCAGGCGAUUAGGGAGUUGAUUAAGGAUGCCAGUAACAGAAUACUGUUGUGUACACAUUCGAAUAGUGCUGCGGAUUUGUAUAUUAAAGAUUAUUUGGAUCAGUGGGUAGACAAUGGUGAAGAGGACGCCAGGCCAUUGAGGAUUUAUUAUACAAAACGUUGGGUGACUACCGUGCAUCCUAUCGUUCAGAAAUAUUGCCUGAUUAAAAACAACGGCAAUUAUCGAAAUUUCGAAAUACCCACUCUUGACGACAUUAUGAGGCACAAAAUCGUCGUUGUGACGCUCUCCACCUCGGUAUACCUAUCGGCGAUGGGUCUGCCACAAGGAUUCUUCACUCACAUCCUUUUAGACGAAGCUGCGCAAGCCAUAGAAUGCGAAACAGUUACUCCGCUGGCCGUAGCACACGAAAGCACUCGGAUAGUCCUCGCGGGGGAUCACAUGCAGUUGGGACCGGACAUCUUCUCUCUGUUCGCUAAAGAACGAAAUCUGCACAUCUCUUUGCUCGAACGUCUGUACGACCAUUACCCGGGGCAGUUUCCUUGCAAGAUUUUACUAUGUGAAAACUACAGGGCGCACGAAAGCAUAAUCCAGUUCACUUCAGAGUCCUUCUACGAUCAGAAACUGGUGUCCAGCAGCAAACAGCCGCGACACGUGAAGUUCUUCCCGUUGACGUUCUUCACGACGCGUGGUGAAGAUAUUCAGGAUAAAAAUUCGACAGCUUUCUAUAACAAUUCAGAGGUGUACGAGGUGGUGGAACGGGUGACGGAGUUGAAGAGGAGUUGGCCCACGGAAUGGGGCGCGUAUUCGGAUCAAUCCAUCGGAGUGGUGACGCCGUACGCCGAUCAGGUAUUCCGAAUAAGAUCCGAACUAAGAAAACGCCGAGUGGACAACGUGUGUGUUGAGAGAGUGCUGAACGUGCAAGGAAAACAAUUCCGCGCUAUCAUACUAUCCACGGUGAGGACAAGGAAAACGUGCAGCGCCGAUACGGGCCGAACGGAAGUCGAUUACGGGUUCCUGUCGAACUCGAAGCUUCUCAAUACCGCCAUCACACGCGCUCAGAGCUUGGUCGCAGUAGUGGGUGACCCUAUAGCUUUGUGCUCGCUAGGCAGGUGCAGCAAAGUGUGGGAGAGAUUCAUACAGAUCUGCAAGGAUAACGAUAGUUUGUUUGGCAUCACUUGGACGCAGCUCAAGCUACAACUGGAUGGUAUAGAACUAAAGAAAAUAUACACCCUCAACCCUCUGGCUCCGGAAUUCAUCCCGAGAAAAUACAAAGAGUUGGGGAUCCUUCCCAACGCCGCCAAAGUCGAAGCUAGCAUACCAAAAGAAGUAGUACCGCCACCACCGCCUCCCACCACUCUAGUCUCCCAAAUACCGCCUCCCGUCAUAUCGCCCUUCCCGCUCCAAGAUCUGCGGUUCUUUCCGCAAUUGUUGUACCCACAGCAACCACGCCCCUUUCUAUUUAAUUUGCUCCCGCCACCGUUGACGAACGGCUUCACCCAACCCAUACCGAUCGUCAAUCCCUCGAUCGUAGUCCAGCCACGCCCGCCGGUGGUGGCGCAGGUACCGAAGGCGUUGACGGUGGGCGGGGCUCAGAACAUGGGCGUGCAGAGUGCCGGGUGUAAGGCGCAGGCGGGAAGCAUCCAGGCGUCCAGUAAUAAGCUGAUACAGUUUAUGAAUAAUGUUCAUUUCCCUGAGGCGCACGUGCUGAACGAUUGCGUCAAUCUGUUGCCGCAGAAUAUGUCGUUGGCGGAUAUGCUGUUGCAGCCGCCCAGUUUGCAGGAGAGGUGGUACAACUACUUGAGGGAAACGACCGGCUCAGAGGCGGCCGAGAAAUUCAAAUAUCUCCUUCACACGACCAACCAAAAAGGCUCAAAAAUCCUCGACAAAAACAUUUUCGAGCGCUCCACGCCCUCCUCCUGCGAAUCGCCGACGUUCUGCUGGUACGACAGCCCCACCAACCAGAUAAACUUCAACAAACCAGUCUACAUGACGGAAAACGUGUCUGAGCACCAUAACGGCUCGAAGGACAAUGUGAAUUUCGAGGUUUUCGAAAACGGAUUGAGCGAGUCGGAGCUGCAGCGCCACAUUAACGAAGAGUUCUCGAAUCUCAGCCUGGACAGCGAUGUGAACGAAGUCUUCAAAGCGUUAACUUAUAAGAACGACCCCGUUCAUCAUUUGAACGGAGCAGCGGCCGCCGCCGCAAGCGGAGGCAGCCAACAGAGCAGCGGCAGCGUUACGGGGCCCAAGUUCUAUAAAUAUUUUCAGUAGGGCGUUGUUGUUUGUUGAAUUUUUUUAAUCUCUUUUUUUAUCAAA